AUGGAGGUCUCCAACCCGGGCUUGGGGCCUCAUUCCCGGCUUGGGAUACCCCCACAGACCCCCAUGGUCCUCUGGAGCCCGGGACCGGUCUGGUUCCCAGAGUGGUACACUCAAAAGGCCACCAAAACCCCGGGUAAUGGGGGCCCCGCCCGUGGUGUAGUGGCUAAGGUGAUGGACCAGAGAUCCAGCGACGUGGGUUCGAAUCCUGCCCGGGGACCAUGCCUCACACCUGGGUUGGGAACCUCCAGGGACCCCCGCUGUCAGAGAACCAGGGGGCAUGGAGCCCUGAGCCGCACCCGGGGACCAUGCCUCACACCUGGGUUGGGAACCUCCAGGGACCCCCGCUGUCAGAGAACCAGGGGGCAUGGAGCCCUGAGCCGCACCCGGGGACCAUGCCUCACACCUGGGUUGGGAACCUCCAGGGACCCCCGCUGUCAGAGAACCAGGGGGCAUGGAGCUCUGAGCCGCACCCGGGGACCAUGCCUCACACCCGGGUUUGAUGCCUCCUUCCCUGGCUACAUACAUCCAGUGACACCCCCCCUGGUCCUGGAGGUUCUGGGACCCCAGCUUGAGGCCUCCUUCCCGGGUUGGAAUAUGAGAGAGUGGGCCCAGGAGUACCAGGGGAAAAACCACAGGUCUCCCCCAGGAAAGAGCCUCAGAAGUCGGUUCAUUGCCCGGUCACCUCAAACCAGGCCUCCUUCCGGUAAAGCGCGGGCCCCCGCCGUUGAGCGAAGUCGGGUUGGGACUUCCAGACACCCCCUGGUUCCAUUGUGGUCGACCCGCCGUGGUCGAGUGGUUAAGGUGAUGGACUGGAGCGCGGGCGUCGCAGGUUCAAAUCCUGCCCCGGUCAUGGGCGUCAUUAACCCAGGUUUGAUGCCUCCUUCCCUGGCUAUAUACAUCCAGUGUCUGGGACCCCAGCUUGAGCCCUCCUUCCCGGGUUGGAAUAUGAGAGAGUGGGCCCAGGAGAACCAGGGGAAAAACCACAGGUCUCCCCCAGGAAAGAGCCUCAGAAGUCGGGUUGGGGACUUCCAGAUACUCCCUGGUUCCUACAUUGACCUCAAAGCGCCUAUAAAGCGGGGGGCCCCGCCAGUGGUCGAGUGGUUACGGUUUGAUGCCUCCUUCCCUGGCUACAUACAUCCAGUGACACCCCCCCUGGUCCUGGAGGUUCUGGGACCCCAGUUUGAGGCCUCAUUCCCGGGUUGGAAUAUGAGAGAGUGGGCCCAGGAGAACCAGGGGAAAAACCACAGGUCUCCCCCAGGAAAGAGCCUCAGAAGUCGGGUUGGGGACUUCCAGAUACUCCCUGGUUCCUACAUUAACCUCAAAGGGCCUAUAAAGCGCGGGCCCCCGCUCGACCCCGCCCGUGGUCGAGUGGUUAAGGUGAUGGACUGUUGCGCCAGCAGUCCGGGUUCAAAACCCGGAGAUACCAUUGAUGGACUUAGACAAAUUUUCAAAUCUGCUGCCAGAACCAGGCCUGUCAUGGUUGUCCUGAAGCCCGGUUUGAGCCCUGAUUCCCGGAUUGGAUACUUCCAGUGA
Molecule: messenger RNA, 1533 nt
Organism: Knipowitschia caucasica
Lineage: Eukaryota; Metazoa; Chordata; Actinopteri; Gobiiformes; Gobiidae
Source: the annotation of a GenBank genome assembly